AUGACAAGCAUUCCAGAAGCUACAUAUGUCUGUGGAUAUGAGCUUGAUAGUAGCUCAGAACAGUCAAGCAGGGAAACUACCUCUUUCUCUUCGGAUAUUCAAGUUGCCGGUAUGCCCGUGCCUCACCAGAUGACAGGUCUGACACAAGCCGGUACACCAACGCAUCUCUCUCAGAACAGAGAUCAUCACUCACCUCAAGACCAGCAUCGCACAACACACGAGGCUUGA
Molecule: messenger RNA, 228 nt
Organism: Ustilago hordei
Lineage: Eukaryota; Fungi; Basidiomycota; Ustilaginomycetes; Ustilaginales; Ustilaginaceae
Exons: 3
Coding region: 1-228 (75 amino acids)
Source: RefSeq, a predicted model, not a curated record